CCCCCCGCUGCCGUGCUGCUGCUCGCACCACCACCACCACCACCACUUCCGCUGCCCGGGGAGAAGGGCCCUCUGCAGGGCAAAAAGACUUGGCAUGCUGUUGAGCUCAUCCUGUUGCCACCUUCCCUGCCACACUCCUUGCCACCUUCCUUGCGACGUGAAGUGUUUUGACCCCCAUGACGUCUGUGUGUCAGUGAAAGACGGGAAGGUGACCGUCCAUGCGGAGCACAAGGACGAAUGCGACACCGGAUUGUCAAAGUCAUGCAGCUACAGAAGAUUCACGAAGGAAUUCAGCCUGCCACCCGGGGAGGAGGAGGUCACCUACUCAGAGGAAUCCAACAGCGUCACGAAGAUCGAGCCAGCCAAGUGCUGCUCUCACAUCUGCGAUCUGUGAGCAGCGGCAGCCACGUUCCUCUGCUUCACCCCGGCUUUGCAACGGAAUUAUGUCUGUCC
Molecule: messenger RNA, 453 nt
Organism: Ficedula albicollis (Collared flycatcher)
Lineage: Eukaryota; Metazoa; Chordata; Aves; Passeriformes; Muscicapidae
Gene: ODF1
Product: outer dense fiber of sperm tails 1
Exons: 2
Coding region: 95-394 (99 amino acids)
Cellular component (GO): outer dense fiber
Source: RefSeq, a predicted model, not a curated record